Ictalurus punctatus (channel catfish) is the source of this 4719-nucleotide messenger RNA. RefSeq names its product adenosine deaminase tRNA specific 2 (gene adat2). The transcript is spliced from 6 exons. The record is from RefSeq and is a predicted model, not a curated record. NCBI's taxonomy places the organism in Eukaryota, Metazoa, Chordata, Actinopteri, Siluriformes, Ictaluridae. Bases 509 to 1165 code for a protein of 218 amino acids. Gene Ontology annotation, cellular component: nucleus; cytoplasm. Gene Ontology annotation, biological process: tRNA wobble adenosine to inosine editing. Gene Ontology annotation, molecular function: tRNA-specific adenosine-34 deaminase activity; zinc ion binding.
AAAUGUGCGACGUGGACGGCGCUGUAAUAUUUGGAUUCUAGGCUCCGUCGUGUGUUUAAGAAACAACUAGAAGUAUUUGCUGAGCUGCAUUGCACAUUACAUGUAAAUCAGUGUAAUGUGGCGAUUAAUCUAUUAAAUAAAUAAAUAAAUAACCGCACUUUUUAUUUAUUUAUUACGUAGCUGUUACAAACAAUACAGCUUUUACUUCAUAAUCCCGAGACAUGCAACAUGCUCUUCCAUUUCACGAGGCUAAAAGGACUACUGACUUUCCACAAGCUCUUAUUUACUUAAUAAUUCUUAUUUAGUUUCACUGUUUUGCUGUGAAUGCUCGGGUGUACUGCUGUGAUUAAUUUCCCCUGUCUGGUCCUUCUUUUAUGUUCCUUGAUGGGAAAGCAUCACGUACUUAUCGUUCCUCUUUCCACUGGAUGUUGUGCGCUUGCUCUGUAUGAUCUCGAGUUUAGUAAUAGAAAGUCUGCUUUAAUAUAGUUUAAUAAAAACAUUUUUCGAGAUGCGAACAGACCAUACGGACCAUACGGAAAUACAUGUCAUAAAUGGGAUUUUCCACCAGCCCUCAGACAGUGAGGUUCAGAGAUGGAUGUCCAGUGCGUUUAACAUGGCGAUAGAUGCUCUUGAAAAUGGUGAGGUGCCAGUUGGAUGUCUUCUGGUGUACAACGAUAUUGUUUUAGGCAAAGGAAGGAAUGAGGUGAACGAAACAAAAAAUGCUACACGUCAUGCAGAAAUGGUGGCACUGGACCAAGUGUUAGAGUGGUGUUCUCACAGAGACCUGGACCCAAAGGAGGUGUGUAAGCACACUGUUCUCUAUGUGACCGUCGAACCGUGCAUUACAUGUGCAGCUGCACUGCGUCUGCUGAAUGUCCCACUGGUUGUGUACGGGUGUAAGAAUGAAAGAUUUGGGGGCUGCGGUUCAGUGCUGGACAUCUCAUCAGGUGAUCUUCCCCACACUGGAACAUCAUUCAAGUGUAUACCAGGUCACAGAGCGGAGGAGGCUGUUGACAUGCUGAAGACAUUUUACAAGCAAGAGAAUCCUAAUGUGGCGAAUCCUAAAGUAAGGAAAGAAUGCAUGAGUCCAGCAGGGGGCACUAUCACCACGCACACUGAAGCAGCUCCACAUGAGGAUGAUGUAAAAAUGGCCGUUUCAGACUGAAAUGGAAAAAUAAAACCCACAUUUCCUUUCCUCCAACUGAAGUCGGGUCAACAGACUGCACCAAUAUGUGGUUUAAAAUGACUUUCGUCUUUGGAAAUUCCACUUCCAGAGGUCUCCUCCUUUUCUCUGUCCUUACAUCACUCAUAUGUUAUACCGUGAAAACAUGCCUGAGCUUUCUUAUCAGCUGUUAUGCUACUCUGAAAACAGCACCUCAACAUCAUCAAAAGGUUUUUACAAAUCGUAAGUUGACCUGUCAGUAAGGAGCAGAUGAGGCAGCAAGUACACAAUCCUGUCUCUACACGACUGUGUCUCAAACCACAUAGCAAUGCUGAUCAGUUGAAUGUGUGCUUUUGAUCUAGUAACCUUAGUAGCUCCAGAAUAUUCACAGACAUGAAGCAGUGUUAACACACGUAUAUCCCAGUUUUCUUCUGUAAACGGUGCAGAGAUCCACUUAAAAUUGGUGUUCAGUCAGUCCAGUUUUACACACAUUGGUUGUGUUGACCAAAGUAUUUGUGAUUUACGUUGUGUGCUUCAGCCCUCAGGAUUUGACUCUUGGUUUAAAAAAAAGAUUUAUCAUAUGUAGAGCGUAGUAGAGAACGUUGUUCCUUGGUCUGUGGUACACGGGUUGUUUAGAUGAAUGUCAGUGCUGGUAGGAUUUCUGUCUGUCAUAUCAUGGGUUGUUGAUUAUUCAUGAACUUUUCAGGCAGAAAAUGAAUGUAAUUUGUUAUGUGAUGAAUAACGGGUACGAUCAUUCACAACUGUUUGUAUAUUUUUUUAAAUUAUGCAAUAAUAGACAUCUUGUUGACAAGAAAAUGACAAUUUUAGGGCUCUCACAGUAAGAGAGCAAGAACUUUGUUGUAAUUACUGCAGACUUUGCUUGCACCAAUAGCAGUUUCAAGGCGAGAAGUGAGAAAGAACACGAUAUCAUAAACCAAACCUAAAUAUAUAUAUGGUCACAUAUUUAUAUAUUUGUAAAGUGCACAAAAUCUGUCUAAGUGCAAGAAAUCUGAUUUGGAGAAUCUUGCUUUGUUAAUGAUGAUAAUGAGUCUUUAUUGGUCACAUAUACAGUAGAGCACAUUGAAAUUGUUUUCUUAUCCCAGCCUGUCAGGAAGUUGGGGUCAGAGCGCAGGAUCAGCCAUGAUACAGCACCGCUGGAGCAGAGAGGUUUAAGGGCCUUGCUCAAGGGCCCAACAGUGGCAGCUUGGCAGUGCUGGGGCUUGAACCCCCGACCUUCCGAUCAGUAACCCAGAGCCUUAACCGCUAAGCGGUAUGUGCACUCUGUCUACUGUUGAUGACUUAGAUCUGGCUACAUGCUGCAUUCUGUCUAAUGAAACAAAGCCUGACGUUCGCUCUGUUUAUCUUUGUAGGCUUUAGAGUACAAUCUUUCUAAGCAAUAAUGACGUAAUUAUAAUAAGUACUAUAAAUAAUAUAUGAAGGGAAAAAAGCCAGGGAGUCAGUACAGUCUUGAGGAAGUGAAAAUUGCAGUGCAGUACACAAAGUUCCCAGAGAAACAGGACGUUUCAAACAAAAGUCCUUUGUCAGCUGUGCAAGUAAAGCACCUCUGAGGCUGUGGUGAAACCAGAAGAUAUUCACAAUGGUUGAUGAUGAACCGUUUUUGCUGAUAGGAUUUAAGUCCCCUUGGAUGGAAGGGUCAUUGCAAAUCAAUAAAAAGUUAUUCUGACUGAUUACCUUUAUCCUGUAUGACGACCAUCAUCAAAACCAAGGGAAUAUCUUUAGAAAGAAGCGAGUAUAUAUGAUCAUCAAAGAUGAACUCAAAAAUACAUUUUAAAAAAAGUAUCAUCUACAAAGAGCAGUAAUAACCUAAAGUCAGUACUUGGAGUGACAAGAGUUCUCCCACUCCAACCUUAACACACCAUGUGUUCAUGGAGCUCACUUUGUGUACAGGGGCAUUGUCAUGCUGGAACAUGUUUAGGAGAACCACAUAUAUAUACUUACACCACAUACAUAUCAGUGGUUAAAGUCUCUGGGUUACUGAUCAGAAGGUCAGGGGUUCAAGCCUUAGCACCACCAAAGUGCCACUGUUGAGUGAGGCCCUUAAUUGUCUCUGCUCCAUGGGCGCUGACCGUGCUCCCUAACCCCUACUUUCUAACAAACUGGAAUAUGCAAAGAAAAGAAUUUCACUGUACUGUAAAGUGUGGCAAAUAAAGCCUUCAUCUUCUCCUUCCCUUUGAGAUUCUAGUCUGUAUUCGCAUGAUUGCAGUGUGUAAUUGCUAAUUGCUGCAGAUUUAUCAUGUUGCACAUUCAUGCUGUGAAGCUCCCGUUCUACCACAUGCCAAAGGUGCUCCAGUCUGAUUCAGGCCAAGUACACUGAAUUCACUGUCAUGUUCAUGGAACCAGUUUGAGAUGACUUUGUGACAUAGCACACUGUCAUGGUGGAAAUAAAUACAUGAUUGGUAAAUUGUGGCAAAAAAUUGAUGCAUGUGGUAUUCAAACAAUGCUAGAUUGGUAUUAAGAGGACAUUCCUUACACCAUUACACUACCACCACCACCACCGACCUGAACUGUUGAUGUAAGAUUCAUGCUGCAUCUGCAUGUCACAGCAGAAACUGAGAUUCAUCAGAACAUUUUCCCAGUCUUCAACUGUACAGUUUGGUGAGUCUGUGCGCAUGAUAGCCUCAGACAUGUAAGAUUUUAUUAUUACUAUGCUAAUUCAUGCGCGAGAACCCUUCAGAUCACGUUCAGUUUGUCGCCUCUGCGUGAGAGAGCGAUGGUGUUAAUGAGAAGACUACAAGGUGUUGUUCUGCAGUUGAUGUGCUGAUGGAGAGCGCCCACAGAAACACACACACACACACACUUGAAACAUACAUAAACAUUUCCUAAGAACAAUCAAACAGGAUGCUGGCCUAGUGGACGUAAUUAAUACAAAGUGAGAAGUUAAAAUGGAGCACUGUUCCUUCUGUAAAUAUAAUUAACUCAGUACUGGAACUCUGCAUCUAUCAUUUUUUUUAAACAUGAGCUGAGAGGAUGAUUAAACAGGAUUGGGAGAGGGUGAAGAUUUUGACAGUCUGGUUUUGGGAUGUCAAGAGUUAGCACUUAAUUUUAACAGUUGGAGCUGUUUUCUCUCCUCUUCUGCAGUUUGACAGACGUUAUUACACUGCGCUAUGCUGACUUACUCAUUUGGAUGAAUCUGUCAUGAGGUGAUUGCUGUUUCUUGCCGAACUAAGAACAUUUCCUGCUCAGGCCUGGAAUGCAUAUGUUUCUCAUUAAGAAAAUGUCCAGCAUAGCACUGUGAAAUUGUUAUCUUUGCAGUAGGCUGUGUUUGAGAAAGCAGAAGUUAAAAAAUCCAAAUAUGCUACAAAAAUAUGGUUUACACUCAGAAGCCCUCAAAUGUGGGUGAAUUAAUUAAAGAAGCAUAGGCCAAAAUGGGCUUCCACCCUGAUUUGAAAGACUAAUCUCCUGAUAUUGGAGAUAUUUGGAUGCAGUGAAACGUGGCACAACCAGAUAUUAAGUUUGGGGGGCAAUUACUUUUUCACACGGGUGAUGCAGGGGUUGCAUAUCCCUUUUUUUGUUCAAUAAAUGAACUGAUCAUUGUA